AAGGUCCAUCUGGGCAGAAAUUUGCUGUGAUGGCUUGGGCAGCCCCUCAAAGCAGCAAUUGCAACACCCAAUAGAAACUCAGAUGAAUGCUGCUCAGGGCUCCAAAUUCCGCAGUCUCGUUGACGACUCGGGUCUAGAAGCGACACAGUAACAGCUUGGCCCUGUCCAAGUUUUUCUCUUCCCCCACUAUUGCUGUGGCAUAGUUACCGCAGCCCGCAGCCGCAUUCCCGCUCGCCCGCCCAUUCCCGAACGCCCAAUUCCAGGUCCCGUUCCCAACCGUCCAGUCUUGGUUGCUUUGGGUGGCCGCCAUGUCCACACCGCGUGUCCCCGCCUGGAAGCGAUUGGGCCUCAAGCUCAAGGGACCUGCAUCUGGCGAAGCUAUCCCUAGCUUGGCCGGCCCUAACGGUGGCACAAAGACCUCGGCGCCGAUCCCCAAUGCCCACCAAGCCCGUGUAAACGGAAGUCCGGCGAGCGCCCUCAAAAGGAAGCAACCUGGCUCUGCUUCCACACCGAGCGCUGCCUCUGCGCACACGCCGAACAAAAAGCCGAGGAAGGAAGAGCACACAGCUGCGGAUCGCGGGACCCCGUCAUCGGCGAAGAAAUCAGUGUCGUUUGCCCACGGCACGAAAGAUAACGCCAAGGACAAGACUCCUCAACCGCCGAAAAAGAAGGCUAAAAAGAAAAAGUCCAAGAAGAAGACCAAGAAGGCGACCGACGGCCCCAAAGCCGACUUCAGCCUUGAGCCGUCACUCGACUACCUCCGCCGGUGGCACACGGCGAGAGACUCGUGGAAGUUCAACAAGAACCACCAGACUCUCCUGAUCAAGUACCUCUUCGACGGAGACCGGAUCCCCUCGGCCGACGUUCCAAUCUUCUACGAAUAUAUCCGGAAUCUGAAGGGCUUCGUGCGGACACGUCUACGAGACACGGCGGCAGAGAUCAGAAAGAAAGACAUGGAGGACGGGGCAGCCGCGUUCCCGGCCUCGGUCCAGGACAAGGAGACAAGGCAAAAGGAAUACGAAGACGCAAUAUCCCGUUUCUUACAAGACGUCCAACAGCGCCAAAAACGGCACAACGGCACCAGCACCAACGCAAAUGGCAAGCGCGCCAUCGACGAGGUCAAGCAGCGCCUGCUCAAGCGCAUACGCGCCGAGCUGGUCCUCGACGAGCUAUCAGACAGCGGCGAGAGCAGCACAUCGACAGCGACAACAACAACGACGGAAAGCACAUCAUCGUCUUCGGCCGAGGGCACGACCCCUGCCGCCGCCGCCGCCGAAGGGAAGCGGCGAAGCGACGGUUCGCAGCAGCCGGCCAAGCGACGCCGAUUACGGAAAGUGCGCACAGACAUUGCCGACGACGACAGCAGUUCGUCCGAGUCGGAGUCGUCGGAGAGCGAGUCCGAGGAGAGUAGCUCGAGCGAGGAGUCGGAGGACGAGGAGAUGGAGGACAUGGCACCGGACGGAAAUGAAGACUCGAGUUCCAGCAGCAGCAGCAGCAGCUCUUCGUCGUCCGAGGCUGAGUCCGAUUCGGAGGACGAGUCGGAAGGCGAGAGCGAGUCCGGGAGUAGUAGUAGCGAGGAGGAUUGACGAUGACAGUGAGCGGAGGGGAGGCCGGGAGAGUGGUGUAUCC
Molecule: messenger RNA, 1629 nt
Organism: Thermothielavioides terrestris NRRL 8126
Lineage: Eukaryota; Fungi; Ascomycota; Sordariomycetes; Sordariales; Chaetomiaceae
Exons: 2
Coding region: 309-1586 (425 amino acids)
Source: RefSeq, a predicted model, not a curated record